Molecule: messenger RNA, 3356 nt
Organism: Anopheles cruzii
Lineage: Eukaryota; Metazoa; Arthropoda; Insecta; Diptera; Culicidae
Exons: 7
Coding region: 129-3356 (1075 amino acids)
Molecular function (GO): 3',5'-cyclic-AMP phosphodiesterase activity
Source: RefSeq, a predicted model, not a curated record
CGGCGGUGAGUGGUAGCGGUCCCGGUGGUGGUGGCGGAGCAACCUUGAACGCGAGCACCGACGGACCGGAUCCUACCACCGUCAGCCUCCAGUCGUCCCACUCGCGCCAAGGAUCGGUCGAUGGUGUGAUGCAACGAUGCGGUCUCUGCUCGAUCAUCUCGAGCCUGCUGCGGCGCGCCAUGUGCGUCGGGUCACGGCGUGGUAGCGGCGAAUCGUACUACCAAGAGCUAGCGGAAACCAAUGUACGUCAAUGCAUAAAGUACAAUGAAUCUUCAACCAUCGCGGACGUCGCCACGGUGGAAACGACGGACAGUUCGAGCUACAAACGACUGAUAUCAACCACAUCCAGCACGACGCCGGGUGCGGCAACGACGGCAACGAUCGUGGCGCUUACGACAAACACGGCAACUCCGACGACGACGGCCACCGUGAUGCUGAUGCAGGACGAGGACGACGAUGAGCACGGCGGCGUUGGUGACGCAGUGGCGGCCACCGCUCCCGUGGGUGCUUCCCUACGACGAAUCUCCGAGAACGAUCGGCCCCUGUUCGAGACCCUGCUGGCCGAGGAGCGGGGCGAGCUGCCGCGGCGGCGGAACGCCUGCACUGGCCGCUUCCUCACGAUGCACAAGCGCCGCAGGAAGAAGCUGCUGACGCGCAGUCUCGCCCUCGACCAGGCCAUCCUCGACGAUGUGCUGCACGGGCAGGUGCAAUGCAUCCUCGAUCGGGUGCACCACUGGCGCUUCAACGCGUUCACCCUCGAGACGGUCACUGGCGGACGCUCACUGCCAGUCCUAUGUGUUCAUCUGUUCCACUGGUACGGCCUUCUGGACCACUUCCACCUAGACGUAGUUAGAGUAUGGAAAUUGUUUAGCUUAAUCGAGGAAGGGUACCACAGCACGAACCCGUACCACAACUCGAUCCACGCGACGGACGUGACGCAGGCGAUGCACUGCUUCCUGCAGGAGAAGCGCAUCCUCGAGAACCUGAGCCCGCUCGAGAUCAUGGCGUCGCUGAUCGGCGCGGUCACGCACGAUCUCGAUCACCCGGGCGUGAACCAGCCGUUCCUGAUCGCGACCUCCAACCACCUGGCGGCGCUGUACGAGAACACGUCGGUGCUGGAGAACCACCACUGGCGGUCGGCGAUCGGGUGCCUGCUGGAGAGUGGCGUCGCCGAGCAAGUGCAGGACAUCCGGCCGGAGCUGGAGAAACAGAUAAGCUCUCUAAUCCUGGCGACCGACAUCACGCGGCAGCAGGAGUUUAUCGGGCGCUUCCGGGACUACCUGAGCCGGGACGCGCUCGAUCUGCGGCUCACCGAGCACCGGCACUUCAUACUGCAGAUUUCGCUCAAGUGCGCCGACAUCUCGAACCCGUGCCGCCCGUGGGACAUCAGCAAGAAGUGGAGCCAGAAGGUGUGCGAGGAGUUCUUCCGCCAGGGCGACUACGAGCGGCAGCUCAACCUGCCGGUGACGUCGCUGUGCGACCGCCAGACGACGACGGUGCCGAAGAUCCAGACCGGGUUCUUCAAGUUCGUCGUGACGCCGCUGCUGGACGAGUGGCACCGGUUCCUCGGCACCGAUCUGUCCCACUCGAUGAUGCACCACCUGCGCUACAACCAGGCGCAGUGGGAAAGCAAGCUGCAGGCGGAGAUCAACGAGGAGACGCGCACCGAAAUCUCCGACGCCGAGCUGCUCGACGACGAGGACCUCGAGGGGGCCGUGGUCGCGGCGGGCGAAGGCGAGGGUGAUGACGAGUGUGACGACUCGGUGCACCUGACGCUCGAUCUGUCCGACAGUUCGGAGGUGCUGCUGCCGACGGUGGCCUGCAAGUUCGGUCGGCGCAGCUCACUGCAGGUCGCGGCUAGCGGAAGCUACGGUGGCAUGGGGCGCCUGCGAAGCGAGCGACGCCUCUCGGUACCGGCCACCCAUUGCAUCCCGCGGAUCGUGUUGCCGGCGAAGGAAGGUGCGGGCGGAGCGCCGACUGGCAGCUUCCGGUUGGGUGGCGUGGAGCCACCGUUCAGUCUGCUGCAGCCGGAAUCGAUCCAGGAGAGUGACGAGCACCACCGCUUCGACAACGAUUCGCUGUCGAUCUUCUCGUCCGACAGCGACAGUCUGCACCGGGGAGCGCGCGGUUCGUCCACGGGAAGCGCGGCCGACCGGGAGCGGCCGCUGAGCGCCGAGAACUUGCUGCCCGAUUGCAGUAUCGCGUCGAUGACGGACGGUACGUGUGGCGAUCGGUUGAACCUGAUGCUUCACGGGGCGGCCAGCGUCGGGAACACGGCCAACCUGCUCACGGUCGGCACCUCGAAGCAUCUGAUCCGCCAGCAAACGUUCCCACCGUUGCAACCGUACGUGCGCACGCGCUACAUGUCGUCCCAGGCGGAACUCGGUGCGUGUCCCGAGGCGCUGCUCGAGUCGAACUCGAGCAGCUCCAGCAGCUGCUCGGCCGCGAACCAUCAUCAUCAUCAGCUGCAGCAACAACGGCAGCAACGGCACCGUCACCAUCAUCAUCACCACCAGUCGGUGGACCACGCCGGGGCCGGGGCUCCGGCGCCAUCGCACGUUGAAUCUCGCGCCCGCAUCCUGUCGACGCGGAAGGACAGCAUCAAGCGGGAACCGCAACCCGACGGCAGCACGACCCAGCACGACGGUAGCAGCAGCAGCAGUAGCAGCGGCGGUGGCGGCGGCCAGGGCAAGAUCAAGGUGCCGAAACUGUCGCUCGGCCAGAAGGAGAACCUCGAUCCGUCGAUGUUGAAGCGUACGCUCAGCCGGCGGCGCGGCUCGGCCCCGGUGACCGUGGCGCUGCCACCGAAACCCGGCGACGGCCCCACCGUGUCCGACAUUGGCAAAUCGUUCGUCAUCAAAACGUGUGAUCUGAUGCGCCGGGGCUCGAUGCCGGCCGAUGCCAUCAUCCAUGCCAAGGAUCUUCCAGCGGCGCAAACCACCGACACGGCCGGUGACAGUGCGGUGGACGCCCUCUUUUGCCCGCCCCUUCCCUCCGGCAACAGUAUCAUCGGCCACCAGCCGCCGCCGUACAGCAUGCAGCGCCGUGGAUCGGUGCCGUGCGAGGGCAGCAACAACAACAACAGCAACAACGUGGCCCUGCGCAGCAGCUUCACCAUCAAGCGGCGCAGCACGAAGAAAGCCAUCCGGCGCCGCUCGUCGGGUGGGCCGGAAAUUCUCAGCCCCAUCCUGUCCGAGGACUCCGGGGCCGGCAGCUCGUCGGCGGCCUCAUCCGCCUGGUAUCGGAUCAAGCGCGGCGAUGCCGGUCAUCGGCGCAGCGAUAACGAGAACCUGCUGUCCCGGCGACGUGGCUCGCUCCCGGUCGAAGUGCUGGCGAUCGGUUACUCCGAUUCCUAG